UUAAAAAAGAAUUAAAAAUGGCUUAUUACGUGAUGAGUUCGAGUUGUUUGGCAGGGGUGUUGGUUCUGGCGUUGAUUUCCUGCAGCGGGGUGGCUCCAGCAAACGGCACCGUUUUGUGCACGGAAGCAUUGGAGUAUCUGAUGCCAUGUCAGCCAUUUCUGAUGGGUGUCGGAGAUAUCACGACAGCAUGCUGUCUGGGUGCUCAGGCGUUGUCUCGUGCCACGUCAGCUUCUCCCGCCGACACGAAGACCGUUUGUCAGUGCCUCAAGCAAGUUGCUUCCUCGGUUGAUGUUAAUCAAGACAGGGCCAAACAGCUUCCCGUGCUCUGCAAGAUCUCCGUUCCCGUUCCCAUCCAGCCUGACGUCAACUGUGAUGCGAUUCAGUUGAACGGAGUACGUUAUGAGAAUUUUGAGAGGAAGGCUGGUCAGCCCACAACACCUGGACAUAGCCCUGGUAUCGGCCAUCGCGAUUAGCCACCACAUCCGGCAGGCUAAUUAAUUACUAUUAUUUUGGCAUAUAAAGUGCUGGGGAAAGCUAAGAGUGAAGAAGGUCCGAGAUGCAACAACUUCAUAUGAUUAAUAUGAUAUUUGUACUGUUAUCAAUUAUCAUGCAUCGAAAUAUAUUUUUUUAAUGAUCAAAUUGAGCUUUUGUGUUGUUUUGGAAUUAUAAUUGGACUUUAUAG
Molecule: messenger RNA, 682 nt
Organism: Erythranthe guttata (spotted monkey flower)
Lineage: Eukaryota; Viridiplantae; Streptophyta; Magnoliopsida; Lamiales; Phrymaceae
Product: non-specific lipid-transfer protein
Biological process (GO): lipid transport
Molecular function (GO): lipid binding
Source: RefSeq, a predicted model, not a curated record